AUGGUUUAGAUGUAAAUUAUCAAAUUGUAUCUUUCCCAUAAAAAAAUACUUUAUUAAUAAUCCCUUCAAAUUAUAAAUGGUUAAUUUAAAUUUAUUAUGAAAAUUUAAAUAGAUUUUUUUAUUUAUGAUUAUUCUAAAUAUCCUUAUGGGCUGAUCAGAAAAAAUGAUUUACAAUGUUAUGAAGAUUUCCAUUUUAUAAUUAUAUUGAUUUCAAUUUUUGGAUGUAUUAUUUAUUAUUAUCCACUUCAGGUUUAUCUAUAAUCAAUAUUUCAAUAUAAUUAUUAAUCAUUAAAUUUAAAAUAUACAUCUAAUUAUGUUGUAAUUUUCACUUAAGCUAAAUUGCUUAUACUAGGUUUGAGCACUGUAUUUAAAAAUGUUUAGGUAUUGUACUUAUAUUUCAACAUAAGACUUAACCUUGCUUUGUCAAAUGGUUUAAUAAAAUUGAUUAAUGUUUG
This is a messenger RNA of Paramecium sonneborni, 455 nucleotides long. Lineage: Eukaryota; Ciliophora; Oligohymenophorea; Peniculida; Parameciidae. The record is from the annotation of a GenBank genome assembly.